Molecule: messenger RNA, 151 nt
Organism: Paramecium sonneborni
Lineage: Eukaryota; Ciliophora; Oligohymenophorea; Peniculida; Parameciidae
Source: the annotation of a GenBank genome assembly
AUGCCAUCUAUUUUCUGUAUAUAAUUCUUAAAUGUAAACACCUAUAAAAUAAUAGCUUAGACUCUAUAAGUGCGAAUCCAACCAACUUGAAGAUAUAAUUUAGGAAUAUUAUACCAUAUAGCGACUGUAACAAUUUGAGAAGACGGAUUGA